AUGAACGAUUCAGUUUAUCAAUCCCACUUUCAAAACUACUCCCAACACAUCGAUUCGGCCAGUGCCAUGCAGCUCGCCUACUACCAGUCGUCACAAGCAGAGAGCCAGGUACAACCUUGGCUAUACAACCAGCACAAGACAUCGUACGAUGACCAGUGCAUCCGUGCACCAGCGCGCUCUGAUUCACUCUUGUACACUUCCGAAUUUGCCAAUCCAAAUUCCAAUUUCGAGCUCCCAGGCCAGGAAUUAGCCAUGCCUUAUACGGUUAUUCGUCCUGUUCUAGCUACCCAGUGGCUUCCCUAG
This is a messenger RNA of Rhizoctonia solani, 303 nucleotides long. RefSeq names its product C2H2 zinc finger. Bases 1 to 303 code for a protein of 100 amino acids. The transcript has a single exon. NCBI's taxonomy places the organism in Eukaryota, Fungi, Basidiomycota, Agaricomycetes, Cantharellales, Ceratobasidiaceae. The record is from RefSeq and is a predicted model, not a curated record.